Dioscorea cayenensis subsp. rotundata (Guinea yam) is the source of this 2223-nucleotide messenger RNA. Its product is annotated as protein trichome berefringence-like 7. Lineage: Eukaryota; Viridiplantae; Streptophyta; Magnoliopsida; Dioscoreales; Dioscoreaceae. The transcript has 4 exons. Gene Ontology annotation, molecular function: O-acetyltransferase activity. The record is from RefSeq and is a predicted model, not a curated record. Gene Ontology annotation, cellular component: Golgi apparatus. Bases 461 to 1732 code for a protein of 423 amino acids.
CCAAGGCUUUCCUCCGGCCUCUUCUCCAUCUCCAUCUCCAUCUCCAUCUCCAUUCAUUGCCCACUCUUUCAUCCAUGCUCCUCCAAAAUCCCUCUCUCUCUCUGGUGGUUAGGGUUUCUCUCAAUCUAAUCUCCAUAGAUUUCUUCAUCAUUCUCGCUAAAUUUUAGGUGAUUCUAUCCGCAUUCCUUGAUUCUGAAACUAGGAUACUGUUUUUUGAUCUGUUCUUCAGGCAUUGCACUCUCUUUCUCGGUGGAGGAAUCCAAUGAAGGUGAAUCCUUUAUGAAAACCUUUGAUUGAGAUCCGAGAACGAUUUCUUGGGCUGGUUUUUUGUUGCGGAUUCAGCUCCGAUUUGAUCGAAAUUAAGCUGAAAACCUUAGAUUUAGAGGAUUCUAGGGUUAGGGUUGAGUAGAGGGGAGUGAAAGUGAGAUCUUGAUGGUUGCGAGAGUGGCAGUGGGUUGAGAUGAUGAUAGGGAACCUUAGCCGGAGCUCGUCGGUGCGGUUAGCCAACCGGACGUCGGGCCUCAACAGCCCUCGGCACUCCUUCUCCGUCUCCUCCUUCUCCCAUCGCAAAUGGAUCCCUUUCUCCGCCGCUGCCCCCUCGCUUAUCUCCAUUGCUGGUACCUUCUUCUUGUCUGCUCUUCUCCUCGCCUUCGCCUGUGCACUCUAUCUCUACCUUCUCCGAGGGACCUUUUUCACCGGCUUCGCGGUCCCAGAAGAAAAAUGCGACGUUUUCUCCGGCAGUUGGGUGCCGGAUACCACCUACCCUCUCUACAACAGCUCGGACUGCCCCUUUGUUGAGCGGGGCUUCAAUUGCCUGGCUAAUGGAAGGGAAGACACCGGCUACUUGAAGUGGCAUUGGAAACCAAACACCUGUGACUUGCCAAGAUUUGAUGCCCGGGAGGCCUUGGAAAUGCUAAGGGGGAAAAGAGUGGUUUUUGUGGGUGAUUCCAUGAGCCGGACGCAGUGGGAAUCUAUGAUUUGUAUGCUGAUGACUGGUGUGGAUGAUAAAAACAGUGUACAUGAGGUGAACGGGAAUAGGAUAUCGAAGACGAUACGGUUUUUGGGGGUGAGGUUUGAAGGGUAUAAUUUGAGUGUGGAGUUCUUCAGGUCGGUGUUCUUGGUGCAGCUGGGGUUUCCUCCAAAGCAUGGACCCAAGAGAGUGAAGACAACUCUCAAGUUGGAUAGGUUGGAUGAUAUUAGCCACAGAUGGGUUGAUUCAGAUAUUCUGAUAUUCAAUUCUGGGCAUUGGUGGGCACCAAGUAAACUGUUUGAUCUGGGAUGCUAUUUUCAAGCUGGAGGAUUGCUGAAGCUUGGAAUGCCCAUUACUUCCGCCUUCAAGAUAGCUCUAGAAACUUGGGCAUUCUGGGUUGAAACAAUGGUCAACACAAACAGAACCCAUGUUUUCUUUCGGACCUUUGAGCCAUCCCAUUGGAGCUCAAACAAGAAGGUCUGCGACAUGACACAACAACCUUCAUCUGAGGCAAAAGGAGAUGAUAGGAGUGAGUUUGGGGAGAUCUUAGCUGAAGUAGUUGGAAAGAUGAGAGUUUCGGUGAAUGUUCUUAAUGUGACUUUGAUGGGAGCAUUCCGGAGUGAUGCUCAUAUUGGCCCUUGGACUCACCCAUCAUCCGUUUUUGAUUGUAGCCAUUGGUGUCUUCCUGGAGUCCCUGAUGCUUGGAAUGAACUUGUCUUCUCCUAUCUGCUGGCAAAUGACUGGAGAAAGUUUGGAAGAUGAUUUGAGGACCAAUAAAAACGUCUUUUAUUUCUGCAAAUGCCGUAUUAUAUAUUUUGCAGAUUGGUCUGGCAGUCGCAGAAGACGAGCUUGUUUUGUCUCUGACAUGAAGCAGCUGCUAGGAAAUACAAUUCACUCUUCACUCUUUUUUUAUAUUUUUUUUAUUUUUUGUCUGGAAUUCUUUUGUAAUCAAUGAGGUCUAGCAUUUAUUCCAAGAUGUAACAUCUUCCCCUUGUUUUUCGCUUACAAAUGAUAAGGAAGUGAUAAUAUUAAUCAACUUGUAUGUAAUGACAAAAACAUUAUUGUAGAUGCCAGCUCAAUUCUUUUGUCAAUGCAAGCUCACAAGAAAGCUUCUGGUUUAUUUGCAAGACUGGGAAAUUGAUAACCCCAUAUGGUGUACCUCAUUGUCUUUGUUUUUACAAUAUUUACUAUCUUUGAAUUCCAGAGUUAUAUUUCCAUGUUGCUGGAUGUGAAUUAUUAAUGUUUUGUUUUAU